UGUCAUAAUCUUUUCGGCGUUGAUGGUGCCAUCUACUCGGAGUGAAGUUGACAGCUGUCUAGUAGCAUAACCUCUUGGUCUGUGGUGGACGGUGUUAUCCUCGAAGCUUGAACUAUGGCAAAUAUUCUGAUGAAUAUCACUAAAAGAUGCCUUGGGAGCAGUUUCCUGCAAGUUGCAAAAGUGCAACCGGUUGUCGGCGAUGGUAUCGAGAUGGGAGCUGGAGGUCUUUGGUCGUAUCUCUCAAUGAGGACGAAAAUUCGAUGCUACUUUCCUCGGCCGAAUGAAGUGAAAAGGAUAAGAGUGCACGGAUGGGAAAAGCGGAUGUCAACUCCUGCAGGUCGACGAGUACUUAUGCGACGAAUAUUGAAGGGACGUCACGUUCUUUCUCACUAGAGUAGGUUCAGAAGGGAGUGAAUUAUAAUAAUUGUGUAGAAAUAAAGUAGAAAUAGAUUGCCGCUGUGCAUCCAAGAUGCACUGGAUUUAUCCCUGUAAAUAAAACAUGGUUAUUAAUAUAACA
Molecule: messenger RNA, 517 nt
Organism: Hermetia illucens (black soldier fly)
Lineage: Eukaryota; Metazoa; Arthropoda; Insecta; Diptera; Stratiomyidae
Gene: mRpL34
Product: 39S ribosomal protein L34, mitochondrial
Exons: 2
Coding region: 115-393 (92 amino acids)
Biological process (GO): translation
Cellular component (GO): ribosome; mitochondrial large ribosomal subunit
Molecular function (GO): structural constituent of ribosome
Source: RefSeq, a predicted model, not a curated record